Messenger RNA from Spinacia oleracea (spinach), 669 nucleotides. RefSeq lists its product as uncharacterized. NCBI's taxonomy places the organism in Eukaryota, Viridiplantae, Streptophyta, Magnoliopsida, Caryophyllales, Amaranthaceae. The transcript has 2 exons. The coding region runs from base 59 to 310 and encodes 83 amino acids. The record is from RefSeq and is a predicted model, not a curated record.
CUUCUCUAUUAUCCCUCACACAAAAAUAAAAAGAUAUUUUAUAGGUUGUUAAAAGAAAAUGGCAACUUCAAAAGCUUAUCUUCUUGUCAUUCUUUGUGCCGCAACUCUUCUCAUCCCUAACGAGGUUUCAGCUCGUGAGCUUGCUGACUCUCAGUCAACUCAACACGCCCAUUCCGUGGAGGAGUCAAAGAACGGAUAUGAUGGUUCAUCACCUUAUGGUUCCUAUGGUGGUAGUCCAGGCGGUGGCCCGAUAGGUUAUGGCCCCCCGAAGGAAACAAAAGAGAAGCUGGCCGGCCAAGGAAAAGCGUAACUAAAUAAUAUCAUACGUAGUACGAAUUAUGACUCAGAAAGGCCACGCGCAACAAGUUUUUCUCGAAAUUUGAUCUUUGUAAAUGUAGCGUAACGGUCUGUUAUAGCUAUAUUAUAGGCUCUGUUUGGCAAUAGUAGCUACAACUGAGCUGAAAUCAAUAAGAUAGCUGAAAUUGAUAAGGUAACAUCAGAAAUUAAUAAGGUGUUGAAAUUGAUAAAUUAGCUAUUUGCAUUACCUGUCUAGUAAAACUAUGUUUUUUUAAGUACCUGAAAUUUUAAGUUUUGUAAGUACUAUUUUAUAUAUUUCUUAAAUAUUUAUGUUGAAAAAUGGUUAUGAAUGAAAUAUUGAAUCUUAUUUAA